This is a messenger RNA of Gambusia affinis (western mosquitofish), 1758 nucleotides long. RefSeq names its product RAB3D, member RAS oncogene family, a (gene rab3da). The record is from RefSeq and is a predicted model, not a curated record. The transcript has 7 exons. Gene Ontology annotation, molecular function: GTP binding; GTPase activity. Lineage: Eukaryota; Metazoa; Chordata; Actinopteri; Cyprinodontiformes; Poeciliidae. Gene Ontology annotation, cellular component: plasma membrane; synaptic vesicle; endosome. Gene Ontology annotation, biological process: protein secretion; protein localization to plasma membrane; regulation of exocytosis. The coding region runs from base 305 to 1216 and encodes 303 amino acids.
UUCUUAUCCGAGUGUAAUUUUAGGGUGGUCUACCUUUUGUUAUCUCCAGGCCCACCUAACUUUAAGACAUAAUUUGGAUCUCAAUUUACAGCAAGAUCAUUUUUUCUGAAGAACAGAGACACGUUUGGAAAAAUAAAUGGAUGCCCCAGUGUCAGGCGCAUGCACCGGGGUGGCUGUCCUGGAGGCGAGCACCUGAACUAGAGCGGCCAAUAGCAGCACGCAACUUUCGGCUCUCAGGUGGCGGUUUGUGGAGAAGAACGGAAAAGUGCAGAUCAUAAACGACUUCCAAGUUUGCUGCUCAUUGAUGUGUAGGCGCAUGCGUGGGCACGGGUGUUUUGCUGAGUGUGUGCGCAGCAACACGCUGCCCAUCCGCCUCCUCCAGGAUCUUGGAAGUGGUAAUGCUGAGCUGGUCUCCAGAGAUCCCAUCAGCAGCCAGCCAGGGAGGAGCACUACCAUCCUGUUCCUCUGGGACGAAGGAGGGGGUGGGCUGCUGAUGAAUGGAUGGUUCAGCCUCAUUAUGAUGCAGAGGGAUGAGGGGAGGAAAGAGUGGAUGGCGCUAGCCCGGGAGCCAGGGGUCGGCCAGGAGCAGAGGGACGCGGCCGACCAGAACUUUGACUACAUGUUCAAGGUGCUGAUCAUCGGCAACAGCAGCGUGGGAAAGACCUCCUUCCUGUUUCGCUAUGCAGACGACUCCUUCACUUCAGCAUUUGUGAGCACAGUGGGCAUCGACUUUAAAGUCAAGACGAUCUACAGGAACGACAAGAGGGUCAAGCUCCAGAUCUGGGACACGGCGGGGCAGGAGCGCUACAGGACCAUCACUACAGCGUACUACAGGGGAGCCAUGGGAUUCCUGCUCAUGUAUGAUAUCACGAGCCAGGAGUCCUUCUGUGCGGUUCAGGACUGGGCAACCCAGAUCAAGACGUACUCCUGGGACAGCGCUCAGGUCGUGCUAGUGGGCAACAAGCUGGACUUGGAAGACGAUAGACAAGUCCCAAAAGCAGAUGCCCAAAGAGUAGCUACAGAGCUUGGUUUUCAGUUCUUCGAAGCCAGUGCCAAAGACAACAUCAACGUGAAGCAGGUCUUCGACAAGCUGGUGGACCUUAUCUGUGAGAAGAUGAAUGAGAGUGUCAACGGUUACACCAGCCAGCCAGUCAAUCAGAAGGGGGACACCUUGAAGGAUAAGCCUGACACGAGUCAGGGAGGCUGUGCUUGCUGAUAGCCGAUCGGUGCCAAAAGGAGCAGUUCUCUCGACCAGUUUCACUUCACACACAUAAUUAGAUGAACUUCAUUGGAUUUUUCUCCUCAUCCUUGAGGUGGUUUGAGAGAUCCCUCAUAAUCUCCUCGGACUGUUAUCCAAUAAAGCCAAAGACCUUCCUCCUUGCCUUUGUUCAUAACAUCCCUGCUUUAACAGUUUCCUGUAGGUGACAGUCCCUUUUGCAGUUGAGGAAGUGAACCAGAUCAGCAUGGAUUUACUUGUGUUGUGUUGCCCUCCUGUGGCCAUUUUGUGUAAAUGCAUCACUAAAAAGGCCUAAGUUUGAAGAUUCCUGAAGGUUGAGAUCAAACUCGUGUAUGGAUGUCAUUAUAACAGGUGUGCUUAUUGUGCAAAAAGCAUGUAACUCUUUACUUUGAAAAGAUGCCAUUAUCUGCCUAUAUUUAACUUAUUUUUGUCAUGUGCGUUCAAUGAUUGUCACUGUACUGUUUCAUUUGUCAGAUUUCUAGCCUCUUAAAGUUGACAAUAAAAAAAGCUGAAUCUGUGAA